AUGGGGAUCUUCAGAUCUGUUACCAUGUCCCAUGGGACGUUGGUUAUUCCGCAAGAACGAGCACGUGACUGCAUCGACUCAUUGUGUCGACACACAAACGUACAGUUCGUUGAUAUGAACGAACGUCGUAUGGAACGACCCUACAAGAAGUACAUACAACGUAUUCUUAACAUGGAACGUAUGAUCAGAGUUUUAAAUGAAGAAGUUACAGCACUGCCUGGCACCAUAGUAGUCAAGAACAAGAUUGAUGACUUUCUCCAAUAUGACAAAGUAUACCGCCUAGAUCAAGUUGAAGAGUCACUUAUCAAGCUCUAUGAGCAGUUUGAAAAGUUCAAACAAAAUGAUCUCAUGCUCAAGUCUGAACUGGACGAAGUUCUCAACGAAUACAGUGUCAUGGUGGCAGCAUUGAAACAGCUGAACGCAAACAAGCAAACGUCAUACAUCUCCGUGGACACAUCGGCACAGAAGGUAUCAGGUACGGAUGCAUCGGCAGAAUCAAACGCACAAUUGUUGUCAGAAAGCGAUGGCAACGGCGAAGUUGUGGACACAGAAAUGGUGAACAUACAAUCAAGCGGUGAUAACGAGGCAACUAGCUCAACCCUUGCAUUCUCCAACAUUGCAGGAGUUAUAAGAGCUGAAGAUAAAGAUGCUUUUGCUAGGGCAAUUUUCAGGGCUAUGCGUGGUAAUGUAUACACGUUUUUUCAGGACAGCCAAGUGGUCAAAGACACAAUGCUUUCAAGAGGGCUCAUUAGCGAAGAGGAAGCGGUAACUCGCAGCAAGGAUGAGAAGAUUGUAUUCGUAAUUUACUGCCAAUCUUCUAGCAGCAGCUCGACUUUCCAAAAACUUCAAAAACUAUGCAAUGGCUUCCAGGCUAAAAUAUUCGAAUGGUCGAAGUCACACGGUCAUAUCAGCCAGCGAAUGAAGGAGCUCGAGGAAAUCAUACGUGACAAGCAAAAGGCCCUCAGUGCUUUCAAAAAGUAUUUCAGACAAGAAAUAGCAUGUUUGUUGGAAUGCCCACGGCCAGAUGGAAACAGUGUUAUUGAGGAAUGGACACUGUUCUGCAAGAAGGAGAAGUACAUAUACUACAUUUUGAAUCAUUUUGAGGGUAGUGAUAUCACGCUGCGUGCUGACUGCUGGUUCCCGGAGGAUGAGGAAGAAACUAUCAGGUCUUGUCUAUUGGCAGAGAAGUCGGAAGGUCGCGUAAGCGCCCUCUUGCUAGUUGACCAUCAAUUCAAGGAAAAACGAUAUUUCGAGGACCCAGCCAUGAUGCCUCCUACCUAUAACAAGUGCGGGGUGUUUACCCAGACCUUUCAGAAUGUUGUAGAUACCUAUGGAGUACCGCGCUAUAAGGAAAUGAACCCAGCGCCAUUCACCAUCAUCACGUUCCCAUUCCUGUUUGGUAUUAUGUUUGGUGACAUAGGUCAUGGUAUCUGUGUGGUUCUUUUUGCUCUGUUUUUGGUUUGGCGUUACCCCAAACUGAAGGCGCAGUACUCUGAUGAAAUUGCCCUCAUGGUACUCAACGGACGCUACAUGAUCCUUCUUAUGGGCCUCAUGGCAACUUACACUGGAUUCAUUUAUAACGACUUCCUUUCGCUGCCAAACAACCUCUUUGGUUCAUGUUGGGAACGAAACACCAAUCAUGGCUCUAGUGCAUCUUCAGGUGAAGGCUCUCACGUUGAGACGCUGGUGCGUGCAAAAGGCCAAUUCCCAGUGUCAUUUGGUCUCGACGUGGCAUGGAUACAUGCACUGAACGAGCAGCCUAUGUUGCAUUCGUUCAAGAUGAAGUUUUCUAUCGUGGUUGGAUUUUUGCAAAUGCUUAUGGGUGUAUGUCUGAAGGGACUCAACGCAAUCUACUUCCGCCAACACCUGGACUUCCUUUUUGAAUUCAUCCCACAGCUGGUGCUCUUGUGCUCGUUUGUCGGAUACACCACCUUCCUCAUCUUCUACAAGUGGCUGACGCCGAUGACACCAGGCUAUGCGAAACCGUCUAUUAUUCUCACGUUGAUUGAUAUGUGUCUGCUUAAGGACGUAGCACGUGAAGAUAUUAUGUACCCGGGUCAGCCGGCUGUUCAGCGUGCGCUGCUUGUCAUCAUGGUGCUUUGUAUCCCAAUGAUGCUUCUACCCAAGCCGAUUUUCCUUUGCUUGAGACAAAGAAGAAGGCUUGCAGUCGGUGGAUCUGCAUCCAAGAGAGAGCACGAGAUGGUCUAUCGGGGAUACGAUGACGUCGAGUCUCAGAGUUCUCCCAAUACAGAUGUCAUAGACACUGGCGAAAAUAAUAGCGAGACCUCGCCUUUCAAGCGCGUUAGCAUGAAUAGUACGAAUGAAGAUGGUGAAUUUGCAGUAACAAUCCACAACGAUGGAACAAUCACGGAGGAUCACAGUGGUGGUCACAGUGUUGGUGAUAUCUUCAUCCACCAGCUGAUAGAGACCAUAGAAUUUACCCUAGGUGUCAUCAGCAAUACGGCUUCGUAUCUGCGACUGUGGGCGUUGUCGUUGUCGCACCAGCAAUUGUCUGCCGUGUUCUUCAACCAAACGGUCUUCAAGACGCUCUCUGGGGAGGCUGGCGUAGUGAGUACCGUGAUAUCGUUAUUCAUCACUUCUACCUUUUUCGCGCUCAUUACCUUCUCGGUAAUGCUCUGUAUGGACUCCCUCGAGUGUUACCUGCACGCCCUGAGGCUGCAGUGGGUCGAGUUCCAGAACAAGUUUUACAAGGCCGAUGGCAAACCUUUCAAGCCUUUCAACGUGAAGCUUCUACUUGAAAACCCUGAGUAG
Messenger RNA from Babesia sp. Xinjiang, 2772 nucleotides. Its product is annotated as V-type proton ATPase subunit. The record is from RefSeq and is a predicted model, not a curated record. Gene Ontology annotation, cellular component: vacuolar proton-transporting V-type ATPase, V0 domain; vacuolar proton-transporting V-type ATPase complex. Gene Ontology annotation, biological process: proton transmembrane transport; vacuolar acidification. Lineage: Eukaryota; Apicomplexa; Aconoidasida; Piroplasmida; Babesiidae. Gene Ontology annotation, molecular function: proton-transporting ATPase activity, rotational mechanism; ATPase binding. The transcript has a single exon. The coding region runs from base 1 to 2772 and encodes 923 amino acids.